Messenger RNA from Alexandromys fortis (reed vole), 3092 nucleotides. It is a transcript of the gene Cdc25b, whose product is annotated as cell division cycle 25B. Lineage: Eukaryota; Metazoa; Chordata; Mammalia; Rodentia; Cricetidae. Bases 277 to 1995 code for a protein of 572 amino acids. Gene Ontology annotation, molecular function: protein tyrosine phosphatase activity. Gene Ontology annotation, biological process: positive regulation of G2/M transition of mitotic cell cycle; protein dephosphorylation; G2/M transition of mitotic cell cycle. Gene Ontology annotation, cellular component: cytoplasm; nucleus. The record is from RefSeq and is a predicted model, not a curated record. The transcript has 16 exons.
CCGGCGCCCCCAUUGGUGACGUCCGGCGGCGCUGCCGCUGUUAUUUUUCGAAUAUAUAAGGAGGUGGAGGUGGCAGCUGCCCAGCUCAGCGUUCUCCCCUCCCUUCCUACCCGCAUCCCUCUCCUCACUCCCAGGCCCAUUGCUUUUCCUCCCUCCCUUCCCUCCCUCUUUCCCUUCACCCCAGGCUCCCUCUCGGAGCCGAGCCAGCUGGGUUGGUGUCUGCUCCCCCUCGUGCUUGUUGUGGCCCUAAAGCUAGCCUUUGCCCACCCCACCACGAUGGAGGUGCACCCGCAGAAGUCUACGCCGGACUCGACUCUCAGUCCAGUUCGCGUGCUCGGUGGCGUUCAGCGGCCGCACCACCUCUCAGGCUUCGGGUCGGAGCCUGAUGGCUUCCUGGGGUCUCCAAAGAGCGCGGUUUCCUCCUCUCCAGUUACCACACUUACCCGAACCAUGCACGACCUCGCUGGGCUCGGCAGUGAGACCCCAAAGACUCCAGUAGGAAGCCUGUCAUUCCAGAACAGGCUGGUGGGCCUAUCUCUGUCCAGACGUGCCUCCCUGUCGUCUGAGUCCUCUGAAGCUUCUGAUGCAGGUCUCUGCAUGGACUCCCCCAGCCCUAUGGACCCACGGAAGGCAGAGCAUGCGUUUGAGCAAACCAUUCAGGCAUCCAGUCGGGUCAUUCAAAAUGAGCAGUUUACCAUAAAACGCUUCUGGUCCUUGCCUGUAAGGCUGCUGGACCACAGCCCUGUGCUACAGAACAUCACCAACUCCCAAGCACUAGACAACCGGAAGAAAAAUGAGGCAGGCUGCAGAUCUGCCAACAGCCCUGGGGAGGACAAAGAAAAUGAUGGAUGUUUCUUCAAGAUGCCAUGGAAGCCCAGUCAUCCCAGCCCUGCCCAAGCUCUGGCAGAGUGGGCCAGCCACAGAGAGGCCUUUGCCCAGAGACCAAACUCAGCCCCUGACUUGAUGUGUCUGACCCCCGAACAGAAGAUGGAAGUAGAGGAGCUGAGUCCUGUGGCCCAGCCUUCUUCUUUCUUGACUCCCAUUGAAAGGGCUUCUGAAGAAGACGAUGGAUUUGUGGACAUCCUGGAGAAUGAUUUAAAGGGUGAUGACGUAGUCCCCCCAGGCAUGGAGAACCUCAUUAGUGCCCCACUCGUCAAAAAGCUGGAUAAGGAAGAGGAACAGGAUCUUGUCAUGUUCAGCAAGUGCCAGCGGCUCUUCCGCUCUCCAUCCCUGCCGUGCAGCGUCAUCCGGCCCAUCCUCAAGAGGCUCGAGCGGCCCCAGGACAAGGACACGCCUGUCCAGAGCAAGCGCAGGAAGAGCAUGACACCCCUGGAAGAGCAGCAGCCUGAAGAACCUGCCCGCGUCUUCCGCUCAAAGUCCCUGUGUCAUGACAUUGAAAGCAUCCUGGACAGUGACCACCGUGAAUUGAUCGGAGAUUACUCUAAGGCCUUCCUCCUGCAGACUGUGGAUGGCAAACACCAAGACCUCAAAUACAUCUCCCCAGAAACUAUGGUGGCCCUGUUGACAGGCAAGUUCAGCAACAUCGUGGAGAAAUUUGUAGUUGUAGACUGCAGAUACCCCUAUGAGUAUGAAGGUGGGCAUAUCAAGAAUGCUGUGAACUUGCCUCUGGAACGGGAUGUCGAGACCUUCCUGCUAGAGCGCCCCAUCGUGCCUUGUAGCCUGGACAAGAGAAUCAUCCUCAUUUUCCACUGUGAAUUCUCGUCUGAGCGUGGGCCCCGCAUGUGCCGGUUUGUCAGGGAACGGGACCGUGCAGCUAACAACUACCCCAGCCUGUACUACCCUGAGAUGUAUAUCCUCAAAGGCGGCUACAAGGAAUUCUUCCCACAGCAUCCGAACUUUUGUGAGCCCCAGAACUACCGGCCCAUGAACCAUGAGGCCUUCAGGGAUGAGCUGAGGACCUUCCGCCUCAAGACACGCAGCUGGGCUGGGGAGCGGAGCCGGAGGGAGCUCUGUAGCAGGCUGCAAGACCAGUGAUGGGCCAGCAUGAGUCCUGCUGCCGUCCUUACCUCAUGGGGCCUGGAAGUCAGCGGGUCCCAUGGGCCUAUGAGGUCACCUACCUGUUAGAGGCCUCAGGUGCUAUUGGGGGUUGGGAGGAUGCUGUGGUGUCACCUCUUGUCUGUCCCUGUCCUUGAUUCUCCCGUCUCAUUCCACUAAUUUUCCAAAUCCUGGUGCCAGUUCCAUCUUGAAGAGCCCAGCCUGAUGGAUGGACACCAGCUAGAAGAAAGUGCUUUGUGUUCAUGGGAGCCUUUUACAGUCCUUUUUCUUUGUGUGUGUGUGUGUUAACUCUUUGUCUUCCUGUGUUCAGAAAGCCCCUUUUGUGGGGAGAGCCUCAGUCCUUUAGGGCGAGCACAGUAGCUCCUUGGGUGGUCUGGAAGCAGCCUGCUACCCCUGCUACCCCUGCUUCUGCACAGGGCUGAGUCUGCUCUCCUCUCCUGGCCUUUACAUGGGCACCUUCAUUGGAAACAUAAGCGCUGGCUUUUUCCUGUUGUCUUACCUGUAGCUUUUAUUUUUGUUUGUCUGACUUAGCCUGUUUGGGGACACACUGACAGCUGAGUAGGCUCCCUCAUACAUCUGGGGGUUAGAGAUUCAAAUAUCACUUACUCAGAAAGGAAUCGUCUCCUUUAAUGUCCCCAAGGCAAGGCCAAAGGCCUGACUGAGGAUCCUCUGGAAGCCUCAUCCCCAGAGCGAACCCCAGAGCCUCACUGGUCAAAGCUGCUGGGCAGUGGACCAGUCUCUAAGCAUUACCUUUUGUUCAUUGUCUUCUCUUUCCCACAUCUGGUCCAGAAGACCUCUUGAGUAUGCAUGUCGGGUUUGUUAUUGUUGUUGUGUUUUCUGUGUUGCUGUUCUAGUGACCGAGCCUAGGCCUGUUGCAGAUGGACAGGAGGCCGGGCGGUCAUGGAUGCACAGUGCCUUGCACACGUUUGCAUACAGAAUGGGUGGAAGGAUUUUGGUGAGCAUGAUGGCCUAUGGCAGGAGCGUGUGUGUGCGUGUGUACAAAGUCUUUAUACUUAGCAUUUGGAAAUAUUAAAGGAACACUGUUGUAGAAGCAGCUAAAUAAAAAACGAAGCAAC